AUGGCCAUUCUUACCCUUAUCAUACUGUUCGUAGCAACUAUUUUCUCCAUUUUUUUCUUGCCUUUUAUCAAGAAGAAUAGCAGCCCGUGGAUUCUCGUACGUUCUCUUGUCAACUUCUAUCGCAUGCAUGAUAACCAAGCCGAAAUGCUUGAACAAAAUAAUGGCACGAUUUUAGUGAAACGUUCCUGGUUCGGAGGCAAAGAUAUAUUACUCACGAGUGAUCCUGCAAAUGUUCGCCACAUAAUGAGCACAAACUUUUCAAAUUAUCCAAAAGGGCCUGAAUGGAAGAAACAAUUUGAAUUUUUUGGUGAUUCAGUCUUCACUUUGGACUUUGAGGAAUGGAAGCACCACAGGAAGGUAAUCCGCUCAUAUAUCAGUCACCGAUCGUUCCAGCAAUUCGCUGGGAAGAUUGUUCGAGAUUGUAUAGAGAUAGAGCUAAGCUCGGUUCUUGAUCGCGUAUCUAAUCAACAAAUAGUUGUGGACUUUGAAGGUUUACUUAGGAGGUAUAUAUAUUAUUUUGCUUGCUGCAUUUCUACAGGCUACAAACCCAAGUUCAUUGACCUGGCAUUCUCAGAAGAUAAAUUUUUGAAGGCCACAGAUGACGCUUGUGAUGCAAUCACCGUCCGAUAUCUGGUGCCAGAAAGCAUUUGGAAGCUGCAAAGGUGGUUCGGACUGGGGAAGGAGAAGAGGCUAAGCGAAGCUAGGAAAACCAUUGAUAAGAUUAUCGACGAUUACAUAUCAAUGAAGCAAGAAGAAAUGAGCAAAGGAGAAAUCAGGAAUGAUGAGGAAGAUUUUAGUGCACUGAAAAGCUAUACAACUGGAAAUGAGAUAUUUGAACAAGCCGAUCAUAAAGUUAUCAAGGAUGGCACUAUGAGUUUAAUAUUUGCAAUUGAAGACACUACAAGUUCAUCUCUCUCCCGGUUCUUUUGGAUUUUUACGAAGAAUCCGAAGGUUGAAACCAAAAUUCGACAAGAGUUGGAGAAAAUCAGGCCAGUGACAGAAGCGCGGAAAAGCUCCUCAUUUUUCAGCGAAGAAGAGGUGAGUAAAAUGGUCUACCUACAAGCAGCUUUGUUGGAGACAUUGAGGUUGUUCCCACCAGCUUCCAUGGUGUCCAAAACUGCCGUUGAAGCAGACACUCUUCCAAGCGGACAUCAUAUCAGUCAGAAUACGAUGGUCGUUAUCUCUGCGUAUGCAAUGGGAAGGAUGCGCACGAUUUGGGGACAGGAUUGCCUUGAAUUCAAACCAGAGAGAUGGAUCAUGGAGGACGGAAGAAUUAGACAUGAGCCGCCACAUAAAUUCUCGGCAUUCGGUUCAGGGCCUCGGAUUUGUCCUGGGAAGGACUUAGGCCUCACGUUGUUGAAGACUUUCGCAGCGACAAUCAUUUACAAUUACCAUAUUCAGGUUGUAGAGGACCGCGUUGGAGCACCCAAGAAUAAUUUCAUGCUUCACUUGGAUCAUGGCUUGAUGGUCAGGCUUAACAAGAGAUGGACUUAG
Populus trichocarpa (black cottonwood) is the source of this 1494-nucleotide messenger RNA. RefSeq names its product alkane hydroxylase MAH1. NCBI's taxonomy places the organism in Eukaryota, Viridiplantae, Streptophyta, Magnoliopsida, Malpighiales, Salicaceae. Gene Ontology annotation, molecular function: iron ion binding; oxidoreductase activity, acting on paired donors, with incorporation or reduction of molecular oxygen; monooxygenase activity. Bases 1 to 1494 code for a protein of 497 amino acids. The record is from RefSeq and is a predicted model, not a curated record. The transcript has a single exon.